AUGCAGUCGGUCAACGAGAACAUCAAGACUCCAAGUCCGGUUCUCGUACCGGCAGACCAAAACUUACAGAGCCCACCGAGCACGGAAAAAGAUAGUUAUGAGGUUGGCUGGGAAGGUGGUGAUGCGGAUCCUCUGUGCCCUCGCAGCUACAGCACCUUGAAAAAAUGGCGAAUCGUCCUUGUUAUUUGUUUUGUCAGUUUGUGCAUGACAUGCGCCAGUUCCAUCUACAUCGCGACAUACCAGCAAAUGGAAUCCGAGUUCGGCAAUUCAAGAAUGGUGUCUAUUCUUGGUCUCUCCCUCUUCGUCCUCGGUAUCGCUUUCGGUCCCAUGGCUCUUGGCCCCCUCAGCGAAUUUUACGGUCGGCGACCCAUUUACGUCAUUUCUUGGACCGUCUAUGUUAUUUUCAUCAUACCUCAGGCUGUCGCCAAGAACAUUGGCGUGAUCCUCGUUUUCCGUUUCCUUGACGGCUUCGCUGGCAGCGCUUUCCUCGCCGUGGCUGGAGGCACCAUUCAUGAUCUCUUCGACAAGGCGCAGCUACAACACCCGAUUUCUAUCUUCUCAGUGUCGCCUUUUAUCGGGCCAAGUCUUGGUCCUCUGAUUGGAGGUUUGAUCUGCUCUUACUUGGAUUGGCGAUGGACGUACUACGUUUUGAUCAUUUGGUCUUUCGUCUUGUGGCUAGCAAUCAUCUUUCUUGUUCCUGAAACAUUUCAUCCGGUCCUGUUACGGAACAAGGCGAGAAGGCUUCGCAAAGAGACGAACAAUGCAGAAUGGUUCGCUCCUAUUGAAAGAGCGCAUCGGUCUGUUGCACAUGCAAUUGGCAACUCCUUAACCCGACCAUUUCAGCUUCUCAUCCUUGAACCCAUGUGUCUCUGCCUCUGCAUUUUUGCAGCACUCUUGCAUGGCAUUCUCUACUUGUUCUUUGACGCGUUUCCGCUAGUUUUUGUCAACAAUCAUGGCUUCAAUCUGUGGCAAGUUGGCCUAUCCUUCCUAGGAGUUGGUCUUGGCAUGAUCGGCGCCAUCUUUAUGAAUCCGCUAUGGAAUAAAGCGCGGAACCGUCUUAUCCACAACAAUGAACAAGAAACGGGUAUCGCAGGUGCUAGCGAGCCCGAGUUUCGACUUCCUGCUUCUAUGGUAGGCUCGUUGAUUGUGCCUGUUGGCAUGUUCAUUUUUGGCUGGACAACAUUCCCCUGGGUGCACUGGAUCUUUCCAAUCAUAGGAUCUGCCAUCUUUGGAUUCGGGGCACUAUUGCUAUUCACUUCUAUUUUCGGGUUUCUUAACCUGCACCAGGUUGAUGCUUAUCCAACGUACGCAGCGAGCGCCAUGGCGGCAAAUGGCUUCAUCCGAUGCAUUUUUGCUGGUAUGUACAUCUAG
Beauveria bassiana ARSEF 2860 is the source of this 1371-nucleotide messenger RNA. RefSeq names its product major facilitator superfamily transporter. The transcript has 5 exons. Gene Ontology annotation, molecular function: transmembrane transporter activity. NCBI's taxonomy places the organism in Eukaryota, Fungi, Ascomycota, Sordariomycetes, Hypocreales, Cordycipitaceae. The coding region runs from base 1 to 1371 and encodes 456 amino acids. Gene Ontology annotation, biological process: transmembrane transport. Gene Ontology annotation, cellular component: membrane. The record is from RefSeq and is a predicted model, not a curated record.